This is a messenger RNA of Carassius gibelio (silver crucian carp), 1703 nucleotides long. Its product is annotated as F-box/LRR-repeat protein 12. Bases 115 to 1152 code for a protein of 345 amino acids. The transcript is spliced from 4 exons. The record is from RefSeq and is a predicted model, not a curated record. Gene Ontology annotation, molecular function: protein binding. Lineage: Eukaryota; Metazoa; Chordata; Actinopteri; Cypriniformes; Cyprinidae.
AGAUCACGUGCUUGCGGCAAACCCAAUCAAGCUUCGAUGUGAAAUGUCUUAUUUUUGUUGUUGUUUUUUAUCCAAGCUCAGGGGCUUCCGUGUCGAGCGUAACAUCACCAAGAAAUGGUUCUGGACUUUUUUCCCGAAAACGUUUUAAUCGAUAUUUUAUCUUAUUUAAAUGUGCGCGAGCUCGUGCGGAACUCCAGGGUCUGCAGGCGCUGGAAGCAGCUGGUGAAGGAUCAGAGACUCUGGAGAGCUGUGGAUCUCUCCACAUGGAAAGGACUGACGUCUCGAGUGCUGUGGGUUUUGCUGCGUCAGUAUCUGGGUCACGGUCUGCGAUGUCUGCGUCUGCGUGGGCUUCUGCUGUCUGUGCGCCGCGGAGCCUUCCUCACCGAGUCCUGGCUGCAGGCGCUGCGCUCCAAGUGUCCUCGUCUGCGCAGACUGAGCCUGCAGUUCACAGACCUGCGCGGUUUACGCAGCUGCAGCCUGCUGCCCUCUUCCCUGCAGGUGCUGGAGCUGCGUUCUUGUGAAGUCUCGCCCGGGUUCUUCUCACAGGACCCCGAGACGGACGGGAAGGCGGCUGCAUCAGCCGUCGCAAUAGAAACGCUGGUCGUGGACAGUGUGCCGUCGUUCUCGGACCAGCACCUGAGCAGUCUGUGCACGUGGCAGCAGCUGAGCCGUCUGGAGCUGCGGGACCUGAGCCGUGUGAGCGUAGGCGGCCUGAUGAAGUGCGUUCCCCCCGGCGCGCAGACGCUCGCCCGCCUCACACACCUGGAGCUGGACACCUGGAGGCUAGCGCAGAUGGUGGCGCUGGGUCUGGGCAAGGGCUGGCCGGGGCUGGAGACACUCAGUUUGGGUGGGAACGAGGUCAAUCCGGGUCUGCUGUCUGUCAGCCGCCUGCAGGACCUGCGCUGGCUGCGUCUGCGCGCAUGCAGACUGAACAAGGAGACGGUGCUCAGAUGCUGCAGGUCUCUGAAGCAGCUGCGCCGGCUGGAGUUCGUGGAGGUGGAGUUCGUGGAGGACGAGGAGGAUGUGAGACCAGACGCAGCGCAGGGCAGAGACGAGGAUCCGGUGCCGGAGCUCAGACGCACCUUACGCUCGCUGCUGCCCGACUGCUGUGUGUGUUUCAGCAGCUGCAGACUCACCGUCAACAGAGACUGACCGAAGCAUCACUGACCGCUGCUGCCUCUGACAGAUCACAGACAUCACACUAAUGAACGCUAACUGGUGGAUUAUAGUUCUCACAGGGAUGUAAAAUGGAUAAAAUGAUUUUAAAAGAAAAAUAAAACAUUGGUUUUAAUACUGGAAAACUAUUUACGUAAUGCAAAUUGCAAAACACCAUUUCUUUAUUUACGUGAUGAAAUAUUUAAAGGUUACAGAUAUUUCUGUCAGUUGAUAUGAGCUUCUGAAACUAUACAUAAUACGUGAACUGGGAAAAUACCGUUAAAUACUGUUUUAGAUUAUUUGUGAGAGAGAGAGAGAGUGUGUGUGUGUGUGUGUGUGUGUGAGAGAGAGAGAGAGAGAGAGUGAUAAAGUGUGUGUGUGAGAGAGUAAGUGUGUGUUUUACCUAAUUAUUUGUAGUUUGGGACACAUUUUUGCCUGAAUUAAACUUGACAAAUACUCCUUUUAUGAACUCUUAUAUUUUCUAAACAAAAAAAGUUUUUUUCUUCUUUUUUUCUAAAAACAGUAUAAAAUAAACUUUACAUACUUUC